GUUGAGAUGUGUCUGUACCAGGCGGCUCACUCUUACUGUCUAACAGACACUUUGUUACAGUAUUCGACUUGGCACUGUGCAUGUGUAUGUAGAGAAGAGUGUAUCCAUGAGGCCUGUCAUUUGAUGUGGGGGUGAGUGUUUGAGCUCAUUUGGCAUCAAUGGAAUUGGGUGAAAGGUCUUUUUUCUGCGGAAUUCUACCCAGUAUUCAAAACACUCAAUACGAUCCAGAUGUGUGUGUUCUUGCAUGUACGGCAGCUCACUCCUCCCUCGCUAUCACACCAUUACAAUACCCCCUCCUCCAGACUCUCCCCCAUCUUUAUAUCCCCUCUCCUGUCUCGCUACCUCUUUCAUAACCUCUGCAGUAAGAGUUAGGGAAAGAUGGAGCGAUCUCUGCUUGUGUCUCUUCUGUGUGUGUGGGCCUUCAGCAGCCUGUCUGCAGCAUCAGUGGAUGCAACAGAACAGUGCCCAGAGAGAAUACUGGGUAAUGAGAGAAGACAAACAUGCCCAAAAAAGUGUCAGCAAGAUAAAGACUGCGGCAACAAACGUCAGUGUCUCUGCGACGGGCAGUGUGGACUCAGCUGUGUGGCCCCAGGUCGCACAUGUCCGUGGCCUCUCCCACCUGCAAAAAACUCUGAUGCAGUUCUCCUUUCCCCUUUGCCCUCUUUCUCCGCUCUGCUUGAGGUUCGUUGUAAGCCUGGGUACACCAUGCAUAACGGGCUAGACGCUACAAUACGCCGCUGCCAGGGUGACCGACAGUGGAGUGGAGAUGAGCCUGUUUGUACAGCCUCCCCAGGUGGAGAUCUUACAGCAGAGCCGGUUCUGGUGCCUGAGGUGUCCUGUACUUUGCCUGAUGAUGAUGAUGAUGAUGAUCUGCUCUCUGUACAGGGCAGUGCUGCCGUGGGAUCCACUAUCCAGUACCAAUGUGCAGCAGGAUCUGUGCUGAUUGGAAAUAGUGAGAAUAUCUGUCUUGAGGACCAGACGUGGCAAUACCCUCACCCCAUCUGUCGCCGUGUGGUUUGUCCUCCUCCUAAGGAGGUUGAUCGUGGACACCUGGUGGCUGUCCAGAGAACUGAAUAUGAAGUUGGUGACACAAUUUAUUACCUUUGCAAGAAAACCUUCUUGUUGGAUGGACCGAAUCAAGUGACUUGUCUACCUAAUGGGACAUGGAGUGCAGAGCCUGCUUGCCGGGCCCGCUGUCCAGUUCCAUCUCAACGCAGCAGGGUGAUUGUGGGAGGAAUAAAGCGCUGGCCAUAUGAUCUGACGGAUGGUGUGGUUGCUCAUGGAGAGAAUGUGACAUUUUUCUGUAAACAUCCAGAAAAACCGUGCAGCUUCACUGUCACGGAGGUCUGCGUAGAUGGACAGCUCAAGGCACCUAGUUGCUUCCUUGACCCUACCUGGCUGCAGUUCAAACUGUUCCCUCAUCGACUGGUUUCUGAGAUUGAUGCAUGUGAUCCUGCUGACCUUCAGUGAACUCAACUCAAUCAAAUUAUGACAACACAUUUUGCAUGUUGGCACGCACAGUUCUCUCCUCACUCUGACACCUAUUUGGAGUCUGAAUCAACAUAGGCCUAAAUUAAUGUUCCACUACAUUUGUAUUUUGGACUGGAUCUCAGUAGGAUCUCACAGCUAUACCUCAUUUAACUGUUCUCUCUUCUAUUUAGUAUGUUGAAUUGACAAAGUUACCUUAAACAGAGUUUGUGUCAUAUCUGAUAUGCAGACACCCUCAUACUUGCUUGAGGUCGCAGUUGUCAUAAGCUAGUCUCUUGUGUUUUGUUGUCAUAUAAAGUGUAAAACUGCUUUUUGAGUUAUAGCAUUUAUGUUUACCUUGUUAUAAAAUUUUAAUUCUUCAGGAAAAUAAUUAUUGUGUUUCUGCUAACUGAUACAUUUGUCAAUCCCAAAACCAAGAAAGCUUAGGUCAAAGGUGAACUCUGAAAUCAUGUACUGAUGCUCUCUAGUUGUACUGUAUUCCAAAAGCAGUUUUAUAAUAUGUUUAGAGUUAACUGAUCUUUGACCGGACUGCUAUUGGAUUAUAAGGAAAGAGUUAACUUGGGAAUAUUAUAGCAUAAACACUUUGCUGAUAUACAGCCAUGCUGAAUUGUUGCUUUCAUGAUAAGGAUUCAGUUUUGCAUUGUGCAAACUUCAUACUAAAUAAUCUUUGAAUGUAUUUUUUUUUUUUUCAUCUCUCUUGGCAUGAUUCUACAAUAAAGAAACUGGAAAAUG
This is a messenger RNA of Megalobrama amblycephala (Wuchang bream), 2220 nucleotides long. It is a transcript of the gene ntd5, whose product is annotated as ntl-dependent gene 5. The transcript has 8 exons. The record is from RefSeq and is a predicted model, not a curated record. NCBI's taxonomy places the organism in Eukaryota, Metazoa, Chordata, Actinopteri, Cypriniformes, Xenocyprididae. Gene Ontology annotation, cellular component: extracellular region. Gene Ontology annotation, molecular function: peptidase inhibitor activity. Bases 379 to 1470 code for a protein of 363 amino acids.